AUGCGAUGUCUAUUGUUUCUAAUGAUUUGUAAUACUUUAACUAUCGGAAUUGUUUCAAGACCACGGCUUCAAAUUUUUGCUCGCAAUUUAAUCUUGUUUGCGAACAUUUCUUCGCAAUACAGUAUUAUUGAGAACUUGGAAAAAUACAACUGGACUCUACCUGCAAUUGCUACGUUUGAUAAGUGGCUGAAUAAAAAUUGGAUAGAACCGGAGUUUUGGGAAAGAAACUACGGUUCUCCGACGAACAAGAAAGAAGUGCGAGAUGAGAUGAAGAAAUAUUUGUAUAGCUUCAAGGCCAAGAAAAAUCAGAUUGACUAUCUAUGCAAGACUGCUAUUUCGGAAGGAAUAUUCAAUAAAGAAGAUUCUGAAAAUAUCAGAAAGGUUUAUUGGGAUCUUCACGCGUGGUAUGAUAUCGAGCGUGCGCAAAGCAAGUUUUUUGAUCCGAUGUACAGUGGGUAUCUGGAUGAAAACUUGGACCCAGCGAGCCUAUUGAAGCUGAAGGUUAUUUCUGACAAAUAUCUCAACGAAAACAAGAAGCAGAAGCUGCUUUUGACAUAUCACAAUCCCGAUGGAUUGCGAAAUCAUUGGAAGUAA
This is a messenger RNA of Caenorhabditis elegans, 594 nucleotides long. RefSeq lists its product as uncharacterized. Bases 1 to 594 code for a protein of 197 amino acids. The record is from RefSeq and is marked reviewed. The transcript has 3 exons. Lineage: Eukaryota; Metazoa; Nematoda; Chromadorea; Rhabditida; Rhabditidae.